GCGUGCCGCCUCACGGGGGCGGCCUCUCGCACACAAGAUGGCGGCGCCCGCGUACCCGGCCUGGGUGGGCCGCUGGGUCAGCGGGCAGUGGCGGCAGAAGAAGCGGCCCCCGCUCGUCCGCCCCACCCGGCCGCUGGUGCUGGCCGACCAGGUGGCGAACCGCAGGGAGACGGCGGGCGAUGCAACUUGCAUUACAGAGAUGUCAAUAAUGAUGGCCUGCUGGAAGCAGAAUGACUUCAAUGAUACAGCUUGCGCCAAGGAGAUCCAGAUGUUCUAUGACUGCGUGGCAAGGGCAGAAAAGGAGCGCAGGGAGAAUGAGGAUGAGAAGACACUGUCACCCCAGAGAAACUUAACUUCAAGCAAAGUGAACAAACUCCUGAGGAGGUUUCCUAAUAUCACACGUUGUGCAUAAUGUGCUGUUUUAAAGGGACUGCAGACAAGCAAUUAAAGAUGGGGUCUUUGGAUAAUAAGUGAAAAAUACAGUUCUGUGAGUGUUUGAAAUCAAGUGAUAUGUCAGCACUGCUGUGUGGAUCUCGACAGCAUCUUUGUUUCCAGGGUGGAAGAACAGCCUUCUUGACCAUUGGCUGAGUUUGUUGGCAUGAAGUUCUUGGGUCUUGCAGUCUUAAGGAUUUCUGCAGUGAGUUGUCCAGCCAGCAACAGUGUGGAGUCAGGUACUCACUGUGAAAUUAUAUCUUCUAGGAAUGUGUGUAAACAUAUUUUUGAAGUUAAAGGGUGACCUCUCUUUGUAUGUAAGUUUUUUGCCUAACUUAGGAGCUGCUAUCAGUAAGUAUUCAGGCCCAGAGAUUUGGCCAACUUAAAAUGGAUAGUAACACCGUGACUCAUAUUCAUACUGGUAUUUAUACACAGUUUGGUUCCUCUUGAAAUUUUUUUAAUUCCUGCUGAUGUACAAGAAGGCUGCAGAACGAGAAAGAAAUCUUCAGCAAAAUACCUUGCUAAUACACAAUAUAUUGGUAAGGAUGAAAUACAGCUUUAAUAUAGACACUUGUGAUUUAGAUCCUCUGAUCUGCAGGUACAGUGUCAUGUGAGAUUGAUAAUGUUGUCUGUACUGUAAUAAAAUAAUACAAGACUGUU
Molecule: messenger RNA, 1092 nt
Organism: Anas platyrhynchos (mallard)
Lineage: Eukaryota; Metazoa; Chordata; Aves; Anseriformes; Anatidae
Gene: CHCHD1
Product: coiled-coil-helix-coiled-coil-helix domain containing 1
Biological process (GO): mitochondrial translation
Cellular component (GO): nucleoplasm; mitochondrial ribosome; mitochondrion
Molecular function (GO): RNA binding
Source: RefSeq, a predicted model, not a curated record